AUGAGUCGGCGACAAAAUCCAUCGGAAUUCCUCAAGAAAAUCAUUGGAAAACCAGUUGUUGUGAAAUUGAACUCGGGCGUUGAUUAUCGUGGAAUUUUGGCGUGUUUGGAUGGGUUGGUUUUUUUCUGAUUUCGCGAAAAAUUCUCAAUUUUUUCAUAGAUUCAUGAAUAUUGCUCUCGAACAAACCGAAGAAUAUAGUAAUGGUCAAUUGCAAAAUAAGUAUGGAGAUGCUUUCAUCCGAGGAAAUAACGUGUUAUACAUCUCAACUUCAACUAAAUGA
Messenger RNA from Caenorhabditis angaria, 280 nucleotides. Lineage: Eukaryota; Metazoa; Nematoda; Chromadorea; Rhabditida; Rhabditidae. The record is from the annotation of a GenBank genome assembly.